UGGGAGGGGGGGAGCGCGAGAGUGAGUGAGUGGCUGAGUGAGUUUACCCCUAUGAGGCGGUGAAAGGCCCGGGGCCUACCUCAGAGGAGCGGGGUCGCGGCGCCAGCUAGCAGCGGGCCCCCUCCCGGUCCCCGGGCCGGCGGCGCGGCGGCGGCUGGGUUGUGAGGAGGCGGGGAAGCGGGUGUCCGGCCCCAGCCAUGGAGGGCAUGGACGUGGACCUGGACCCCGAGCUGAUGCAGAAGUUCAGCUGUCUGGGCACUACCGACAAGGACGUGCUCAUCUCCGAGUUCCAGCGGCUGCUCGGCUUCCAGCUUAACCCGGCAGGCUGCGCCUUCUUCCUGGACAUGACCAACUGGAACCUACAAGCAGCAAUUGGCGCCUAUUAUGACUUUGAGAGCCCAAACAUCAGUGUACCCUCCAUGUCCUUUGUUGAAGAUGUCACCAUAGGAGAAGGGGAGUCGAUACCUCCUGAUACUCAGUUUAUAAAAACGUGGCGGAUCCAGAAUUCUGGGGCAGAGGCCUGGCCUCCAGGGGUUUGUCUUAAAUAUGUCGGGGGAGACCAAUUUGGACAUGUGAACAUGGUGAUGGUGAGAUCGCUAGAGCCCCAAGAGAUUGCAGAUGUCAGCGUCCAGAUGUGCAGCCCCAGCAGAGCAGGCAUGUACCAGGGACAAUGGCGGAUGUGCACAGCGACGGGACUCUACUACGGAGAUGUCAUCUGGGUGAUUCUCAGUGUGGAGGUGGGUGGACUUUUAGGCGUGACGCAGCAGCUGUCAUCUUUUGAAACGGAGUUCAACACACAGCCACAUCGCAAGGUAGAAGGAAACUUCAACCCGUUUGCCUCUCCCCAAAAGAACCGACAAUCAGAUGAAAACAACUUAAAAGACCCUGGGGGUUCCGGGUUCGACUCGAUCAGCAAAAACACAUGGGCUCCUGCUCCUGACCAAACCGAGCAAGAUGAGAAUAGACUCUCACAGAACUCUGUAAAUCUGUCCCCCAGCAGUCACGCAAACAACUUAUCAGUAGUGACUUACAGUAAGGGGCUCCACGGGCCUUACCCCUUCGGCCAGUCUUAAACGGGUGUCAGCAAGAAGAAACUUACAAAAGACAGAAGGCCUGACUUUGGUGGGGGGAGGGCAGGGGGUUCCUCUGGAUUGCAGACCACAUCGCAUGGACCCCUGGCUCUGACCCACCCCAUCCCGGAAGAAGAGGAAGAAGCAGAACAGACUAGUUUUGAGUAAACUCAGUAUGCAUGUGUGAAUGCUGAAUCGCUGGAAUGGUGUGGAGGCUCCAAGAAGAAAUCCAUGCAGCCGCCGCGGGCUCUGUCUAGUAGGCGUCAGUCUGACAAGUCAUAGGUCACUCGGGAAGGGAAAAACAGUUUAAAAUGGGGGAAAAAAGCCAUCUUUUUCAACAAAACUUAUUUUGCCUGCAGACAGGUUAUAGUUUUGAGCACAUGUUAAUUUUUUUCUCUUUCCCCACUUUUAUUUUUUUAGGUAAGGGAUAGCGUACUCUGUAGAAUAGCUGCUUGCUCUGGAAGCGAUUCAGGUGAAAGCUGGCGUGGCGUGUGUGGGGAUUCUGCGGGUCAGUGCCACAGGGGGCCCUGCCGUGCCACGUGACUCCGCGAGUCUUUGACCCCAUUUGUUUUCAGUGGCAUCAGCCAAUGAAUUAUCUACCACCCUUUUCCUCCUCCCUUCUCUUUAAUCUUCUGUUGAUUUACACCUUUAACAUUUGUAUUCGUCAACCCUGUGGCUUGUUACCAUCAGAACCUCUCUGAAGACCAAACUUCCCUGUGUGGCCCGCAGAGGAAGCCUUGAGGACAGGUCUCGGGUGACGUGGGAGUUUCGGAGCCCGAGAGGUGUCCUUCCUCACGCACUUGUAACAAUUCAAAUUGCUUUUCUUCCAUGUUUCUCUAGUCAGAAACACCGUCAUGCUUACUGCUUUUUUGGCUUCUUUAUACACAGUGGCUCCCUGUUCACUCUGGGAGCAGUGGCUCGUGCUGCGUGUAUGUGUGUGCCACGUGCACACACACGGGUGUUGGUGCAGCUCACCAGCGAGUGUGCAGCCGGAAGUGUGAAGGCGUCCAUGCUUCCUUGUGUUUCCUCUCAAUUGUCUUUUGUGGUGUUUUCACAGCCUGUUAGUGGAGGCUGAGCUGUCAAGGUACGAAAAGACAGCCAGAAAUGAGGAAUUCGCCGUGGGGAAGGGCCGCAGUUACUGACUGAUCGUGGAGACCACGAUGUGAUGGAAAUGAGAGAACCCCCGCCUUGAGCAGGACGCCUGGUUAUUGGGGGGCGAGGGGCAGCCCAGCCAGAGCAGAGGCGUGCUGGCUGGCUGGCUGCCGUCUUCGGCAGGUGGCCCCAGGGGCGUCCUGUGGACUCCUAGCAGGCUGAGGUGUGGGUUCCUCCGUGGGAAGCUUGAACCAGGCUAGAACAGCUGUCUGCCAAAGAUACAAGAAUAUGCAAAGUCCCUCUACUCUUCUCGCCCCCUCCUUCCCUCGAGUCUUGGUUGAUUUGACAGCCGGGGAUAUGGAUCUAGGGUGUGGUUGCCUGCUUGUUGCCACCCCCCCACCCACCACAGGGGUGUGAGAUGAGCAGGGAGACCAGGUGAGGAGUGGCUGCACGGGGUCCUAGAGCCUGGGUGUGGGUGAGGGUCUGCCUGCCGUCUGUCUCGGUCUGGGUGUCUGAGUUCCAAAAAUGUGUGUUGUUUGUUCCUCCUCAUCCUCUUCUGAGACUGUUGUUUUUAAAGCUUGAUUGUGGGAGAAAAGCUUGUAUGAAAUGACCCUUUGCCUCCUCCCCUCCCCCCACAUAAAAGGGGGAAUACAUUCUGGUCCACUGGAGAAGCCCUGGGGGAGAGUGGAGCCGGCCUGCUAAGCAGGGCAGUGCGUCUAGGUCUGGAGCUGGACUAGGGCUCACACUGGAGCACCCACUUUCUAUGCACACGAAGAGUGCCCCGUUCCUGAGCAGAGCAGACUGGACUCCCUGUUGGGUGCGCCAGCCACCACCCAAGCCAGGAGCUCACGAUGGCUUUUUGUCUGAGGGCCCUGUUAGGCCCAGGCUGCCGCUACUGUUGGUGCCAACGUCCUGGGACACCAGCACCUGGAGCCCUCCGUGCCCAGCCUUCUCCUGGCUUGGUGGCCCUCAGAGCAGCACAUCUCCAUCUGCCCCUGGCAGGAUCGUGGGAGGCUUCCAGCCCCUGGUUUCCUGGCUUCCUCAUCUUCCCUACGCUCGGGGCCCCUUCCCUCUUUCCCAGGAGGGGCUUCCUGCCGCCAUUCCUGCCGGAGGCGUCCUGCUCCUCUUGCUUGUGGGCAGCCUGGCCCGUCAAGGUAACUGUCCCACGCACGUUGGCUUCCUCCCAAGAACAAACCAUGUCCGUACACGUCCUUGGAGAGGUGAGCUCCUUGCAGAGGCCAGGGAGUAGGGGCCGGGGUCCAUGGCUCCCCCCACCCAGGGGCCUGUCAGCACGUUCGUUUGGUCUCUGACGUUCCUGGAGCCCUCGUCCCCUGCUGGUGGGGUGCCCGAGGCCAUCCUCACCCCCAGGAGAUUCUGCUAUUCCUCGCCACACGGCAGGCUGUCUCUGGCAGGACCAGCAGUGUCGUGCCCACGAGGUCAGGCAGGCGCCCUCCUUAGGGGCCUGAGUCCAGGGUGGGAGGCAGAGGCUCCGCCUGGGAAGAGCUUCCCUGUGUGCACGGAGUGAGGUGUGUGUGGAUGUGUGUGCACGCGUGCAUGCCUUCUUUUUCUUUUCGUCAUGGGGACAGUUGAAUUUGGGGCAUUUUUCUACAAGAAACAGCCUUCUCUCCCUCAGUAAGGACUAGCUAUAACUGAAGUCCAGCAAAGGCACUUCCUGCCUGGAAAGAACUUCACCAGGACAGCUGGUGUGGCCUGAGGGUGGCCGGGGUGGGAAGUGGGUGUGAGAAUAAACAGCUCCCCAAAUUCAGUCAGCCCCAGCAGGAGAGGAUGAUGGGGUUGCCAGGGCUCAGGAAAGCAAGCGGGUCCCCACUGCACCCUACCCUGCCUGUCCUUGUUUCCUGGGUGAGAGCUGGGCAGCGGUGGCUGCCCCUCCACCUGCGCAGUGGUGUGUAGUAAGCAAGCUGGUGGGUGAUUGUGGUGGGGCCUCGUGGGGCCUGGGAGGAGAUGAAGAUGAGGAGGUUUUCCUUACUGUAUAAAUGAAUAUUUGUAUGAUUAAAUUAACACACACACACAAAAACC
Rhinolophus ferrumequinum (greater horseshoe bat) is the source of this 4199-nucleotide messenger RNA. It is a transcript of the gene ILRUN, whose product is annotated as inflammation and lipid regulator with UBA-like and NBR1-like domains. Gene Ontology annotation, molecular function: ubiquitin binding. Bases 198 to 1073 code for a protein of 291 amino acids. NCBI's taxonomy places the organism in Eukaryota, Metazoa, Chordata, Mammalia, Chiroptera, Rhinolophidae. Gene Ontology annotation, biological process: macroautophagy. The transcript has 5 exons. The record is from RefSeq and is a predicted model, not a curated record. Gene Ontology annotation, cellular component: phagophore assembly site.